Messenger RNA from Ooceraea biroi (clonal raider ant), 3988 nucleotides. RefSeq names its product nuclear transcription factor, X-box binding stc (gene stc). Gene Ontology annotation, biological process: negative regulation of transcription by RNA polymerase II. The record is from RefSeq and is a predicted model, not a curated record. Gene Ontology annotation, molecular function: DNA-binding transcription factor activity, RNA polymerase II-specific; zinc ion binding; RNA polymerase II transcription regulatory region sequence-specific DNA binding. Gene Ontology annotation, cellular component: nucleus. Lineage: Eukaryota; Metazoa; Arthropoda; Insecta; Hymenoptera; Formicidae.
UAUUGCGUGAAUUUCGCAUUACUGUGCAAUCGCGAUGGCCACCUGGGACGGCUCGUAUGCGGAGGAUCCCAGUUACCUCGUGUAUUCCGAUCAGAGUAUGUCCGACAAGACCACCGCGGGAAAUUGGCCACACUUUGCAGGGAAUCCCGCGUAUCUGCCAAACGCUUCCGCAACGCUCGGGAGAAAUUAUUAUCCGGCAGCCGGCGGAGGCCGGCACUUAUACGGGCAGAACAACGGAUCCGUUUCUGCUCUGAGGAAUCAGGUUGCUGCGGACGGUGUUCUACCGUCGAUGCCAUCGACCAUGGUACCUGUAAGAAACCCCUAUCAGGAACACAUACUGCCAAGCACCGCGUCUGUGAACAGCCCGUCAGAUGGUUUGCAAUAUUCAGCAAACAGUAUCGCCUCAACUUCGCAUAGCGCAUCGUUUUUCCAUGGUAAUAAUCAGAAAGCAAAGUACAGGAAAAGAAGAACGACCAAUAGUAAGCACACGCUGUCAGCGGAAGGUGACAGCGUCAGAUCCGAUAUAGUGGAGAACUCGAAAUUACAUGCUACAGCCAACGAAUUUGUGCCAAACAACGUUAAGUUUAAGAGGGAUAAAUUUAGUAAGUGGAAUGGUCGCAGCAAUGCACCGGGAAAUAGCUUUAACGCCUCCGCGCAAGCUUUUCGAUCGAAAUCAUUCGCGAUGAAUGCGUCUCUACUGGAUAAUAGAUACAAAAAUGAGAGCUAUUUCAAUAAUAGGAGAGAUGGGAAUUACAAACAGAGGAACUCACAGCAGAGUAUGCAAGCACUGCCAAGAUCUAGUUACAAUGAUAGGUCGUAUAAUAAAUUUCAGAACGGCAAAUAUCACAAUAGGAAACAUCAAUCUGAUGUGUCCUCUGUAGGGGAUGCUCACACGUCUACGACUGAGCUUGGUGUUUCAGCUGCAUCGAAUAGUCAGCAAACUAAGGCCUCUAUUGAGGAGUUCCAGAAGGAUGAUUCAUCUCUAAACACAGAAAUGAGUACAAAUAGAGAGGUAUUCACCGGCGAGAAUAAUGAUCCAGAUAAUGCAUCGCUGUUGAAAGUCGACACACAACGAAGUAGAUCUAAACGAUUCAAUACUGCUAACUCACUGAAUUAUUCCAAAAGCGAUUUUUAUGAUGACCAAUCAGAGUCUAGAUAUAAUAAAACCAUGAGAUAUCCGCGUAGAAGAAAUGAAGCGAAUACAAGUAAGGAAAAACUGGACAACUGGAGGGAUAAAAAGGAGAAUAAGGACACAGCGCAAGGGAAGAGUCUGAGCAAGAAAUACGAAAUUGAUGACGACGCGAGUCAAAGGGAGAGAUUAAUGGAGCAGCUGAACAGGGGAAUACUGGAGUGCUUAGUUUGUUACGAGCACAUCAAGCAUACCGACUACGUCUGGUCCUGUAGCAACUGCUACCACGUAUUGCACUUAAAGUGUAUUAAAAAGUGGGCCAAGUCGUCACAAAGCGACCACAGUUGGAAAUGCCCGGCCUGUCGUUACGUCAGUUUCCUCGUACCCGAGGAUUACUUCUGCUUCUGCGGCAAGGCAAAAAUGCCGGAAUGGAAUCGCAGGGACGCGGCGCACUCGUGCGGCGAGAUCUGCGGUCGCAAUCUGUCCAAGAACUGUACGCAUAAAUGUACCCUGCUUUGCCACCCUGGCUCUUGUCCACAGUGCGUGGCGAUGGUGACGAAAUAUUGUGGUUGUGGAAGAACCUCGAGGAUGUUGCUGUGUAGCACGCACCAAUUGCUGUCGUGCGACUCGGUAUGCGGGAAAGAUCUGUCAUGCGGCGAGCACUCUUGUCAAAAAACAUGCCAUCAGGGAGAGUGCGAACCCUGCGACAAAACUGUGCAACAAAUCUGUUUCUGCGGUAACAAGACUCAAGAGGUACCAUGUCGGAUCAAUGUCGCGGAUACGUAUUCUUGCGACAGUGUUUGUAACAAGCUGUUGGAUUGCGGGAAGCAUAAUUGUCAGAAGAUCUGCCAUCCGGAGUCCUGCGAGCCGUGCUCGUUAACACCCGAGAGGAUCAUAACGUGCUGUUGCGGUCAAACGGAGUUAACGGAAAAGAGAGACAGUUGUUUAGACCCGAUACCAACUUGCGAGAAAAUCUGCUCGAAGAGGCUGAAGUGCGGUCAACCUAGUAAUCCGCACAUCUGCAAGGCGCCGUGCCACGUGGGCGAGUGCCCGGACUGCGACUUGAGCACCGACGUGAAGUGCCGAUGCGGUAACAUGGACCGCGAGAUCGCCUGCCGGGACCUGACCAGCAAGGCGGACGACGCGCGCUGCGAGAAGCGCUGCAAGAAGAAGAGAUCCUGCGGCAAGCACAAUUGCAACCAGUUGUGCUGCAUCGAUAUCGAGCACAUUUGCCCGUUGCCGUGCUCGAAGACGUUGAACUGCGGCCGGCACAAGUGCCAGGACAGGUGUCACAUGGGAAGGUGUCUACCCUGCUGGCAGAGCAGCUUCGACGAGCUGUACUGCGAGUGCGGCGCCGAGGUGAUUUAUCCGCCGGUAGCGUGCGGUACGAGGAGGCCCGCUUGCUUCCGGCCGUGCUCGCGCCAGCACUCCUGCGAUCACGAGGUAUUGCACAACUGUCACAGCGAGCCUACGUGUCCACCUUGCAGCGUGCUCACUCAGAGGUGGUGCCACGGUAAACACGAGCUUAGGAAGGCCGUACCGUGCCACGUGAAGGAGAUCUCGUGUGGUUUGCCGUGCAACAAGCCUCUCACGUGCGGACGGCACAAGUGCAUCACGAUGUGCCAUGCAGGUGCCUGCGAGAAGCCUGGGCAACAGUGCGUGCAGCCUUGCACCACCACGAGGGAGCUGUGUGGACACAUCUGUGCCGCACCGUGCCAUGAAGGCAGCUGCCCGGACACGCCGUGCAAAGAAAUGGUCAAGGUCACGUGUCAGUGUGGACACAGAACAAUGAGUCGCGUUUGCGCCGACAACGCGAGGGAGUAUCAAAGAAUAGCGAGCAACAUACUGGCCAGUAAAAUGGCCGAUAUGCAGCUCGGACAUUCCGUCGACUUGGAGGAAGUGUUCGGGCAAGGCGCGAGAAAGCAAAAUCAGCUGAAGACCUUGGAAUGUAACGAUGAGUGCAAGACGAUCGAGAGGAACAGGCGACUCGCGUUGGGAUUGCAGAUCGUCAAUCCGGAUCUGAGCGGCAAGCUAUUGCCCAGAUACAGCGAUUACAUGAAACAAUGGGCCAAGAAAGAUCCGCACUUCUGCCAGGUGGUGCACGACAAGCUCACGGAAUUGGUGCAGCUGGCAAAAACGUCGAAGCAGAAAUCGCGAAGUUACUCGUUCGACGUCAUGAACAGGGACAAGCGCCAUUUCGUGCACGAAUCGUGUCAGCAUUUCGGCUGUGAGAGUCAGGCGUACGACGAGGAACCGAAGAGAAACGUCGUCGCCACUGCCGUGAAGGAUAAGUGUUGGCUACCGAGCUACAGUUUAUUGGAAAUGGUGCAGCGGGAGAAAGGGCAAAGAAAAGUUCCAGGACCGGUACUCAACACUUCUAAGAGAAAUAGUUCCACAAAGACUGUUCUUUCAUUACCCGUGAAACAGAAUCAGCAAUCGUUACCGUCGUCGUCAAGCGCGAAGGCGCCUGAGAAGGAGAUAGAUUAUUUUGAUUAUCGAUAAAUUACUGGAUCUUGAUUAGCAAAAUACACAGUUGUAUAAUGGUUAUAUGUAUAGAGAAUGUUGUAAGAGCUUAUAUGUACAUUUAAAAAGACUUAUGUAUAUACAUACAUACAUACUGUAAUUAUACAAUUGUGAUUUUGUAGAAAUGCAUCAAUCAUUCUUAACGUGUUCUUCAAUUACAUGAGUCAAAUUGGCCAUAUAAAAAAUUCGUUAUAUAAAAUUUUAAUAUAAUAACAUUUGCAUUGCAUUUAUAAAACAUUUUGAUGGAUUCUUGCUAGAAAGGAUAUUAUUUUAGUGUAACCCAGGAGCAUCUAAGAUAUAUUCUUGUUAAAAUAGAUACGAAGGUGGCACGACAAA